AUUUCUGUAAAAGCAUCUAACACAUUAUAAUUGUUCAGUUUACGCGUCGGUCUUCCUCCAGCUAACCUAUGUGCUCCUCCAGGGCGGGCACCAUGUUGCAUUCAUCUUUGUACCCCCACCAUCUAGCAGUGUUGGCAUGUAGUAGACACUCAGGAAAUGUGUGUUGAAUGAACGAUGCCUGUGACAAGCAACCGGACUUUACUCUUUCCUGACCCUUGCUUCUAUGACACACCUCUUCCUGACUGCCACUGUCACCCCUUCAGAGCAGAACUUCUCUAGGAAAGCUGGAAGGGAAACAGCUAUGGCCAAGGACAUCCUGGGUGAAGCAGGGCUGCACUUUGAUGAGCUGAACAAGCUGAGGGUGUUGGACCCAGAGGUCACCCAGCAGACCAUAGAGCUCAAGGAAGAGUGCAAGGACUUUGUGGACAAAAUUGGCCAGUUUCAGAAAAUAGUUGGUGGUUUAAUUGAACUUGUUGACCAACUUGCAAAAGAAGCAGAAAAUGAAAAGAUGAAGGCCAUCGGUGCUCGGAACUUGCUCAAAUCUAUAGCAAAGCAGAGAGAAGCCCAACAGCAGCAACUCCAAGCACUAAUAGCAGAAAAGAAAAUGCAGCUAGAAAGGUAUCGGGUUGAAUAUGAAGCUUUGUGUAAAGUAGAAGCAGAACAAAAUGAAUUUAUUGACCAAUUUAUUUUUCAGAAAUGAACUGAAAAUUUCAUUUUUAUAGCAGGAAGGCCAAAAAAAAAAAAAAAAAAAAAGACACCUCCAAACCAAAACCCUCUGUACCAUUCCAGUGACCUGACUAACAAUCUAAGUAUGUCAUGUGAGAUGGCGUGGAAGGCACACAGCCCUCUGAAGGCAAUACUGCAAGUCUGGGGGAGCUUGUUUUAAAUGUUGGUGGCCACAGUGCAGGUUCUUACCUCUUGCGUUCUUAGUCUGAACUAAGCACUCUGUAAACUUUUUUUUUUUUUUUUUUUGUAAAUUCAUAAACUUUUGGAAAGAAAAGCAAUGAAUUACUGUUUUCAAAUGGC
This is a messenger RNA of Galeopterus variegatus (Sunda flying lemur), 1026 nucleotides long. RefSeq names its product intraflagellar transport 20 (gene IFT20). Gene Ontology annotation, cellular component: cilium; Golgi apparatus; centrosome. Bases 224 to 700 code for a protein of 158 amino acids. Lineage: Eukaryota; Metazoa; Chordata; Mammalia; Dermoptera; Cynocephalidae. Gene Ontology annotation, biological process: protein localization to cilium; centrosome localization; intraciliary transport. The transcript is spliced from 5 exons. The record is from RefSeq and is a predicted model, not a curated record.